This is a messenger RNA of Oreochromis niloticus (Nile tilapia), 2637 nucleotides long. RefSeq names its product deoxynucleoside triphosphate triphosphohydrolase SAMHD1. The record is from RefSeq and is a predicted model, not a curated record. NCBI's taxonomy places the organism in Eukaryota, Metazoa, Chordata, Actinopteri, Cichliformes, Cichlidae. Gene Ontology annotation, molecular function: dGTPase activity. The coding region runs from base 117 to 2033 and encodes 638 amino acids. Gene Ontology annotation, biological process: dGTP catabolic process; regulation of innate immune response; defense response to virus. The transcript is spliced from 18 exons. Gene Ontology annotation, cellular component: nucleus.
UAAAACACUAAAGAAAUAUAUCUGUAUAAAGCGAGAGGAACUUGCAGUACAUAGCAAUCAGAACUUGAUGUUGCUGACAGAGACAUCCUUCUUGUGCAGACUGAAGUUUAAUCGCCAUGGCCAAGCCUCCGUUUAUGAUGGGUCGUUACAAAUGGCUUGUUAAGGUGCUGUCAGUGGGUGCAGAGUGUAAGGGUGAGGACCCAAAUGCAGAACCAAAGAAGCCAACUUCAACAAAACAACAAAACACCACUGCUGAUAAUGAGGCGAAAAACAACAUUCCUAAGAAGCCACGCUUCUACAUUGAAGAACACAAGGUGUUUAAUGAUCCCAUCCAUGGUCACAUGGCAUUACAUCCAGUUCUUGUCAAGAUCAUAGACACGCCUGAGUUCCAGAGACUACGAAACAUCAAGCAACUUGGGGGGAUUUAUUUUGUUUAUCCAGGAGCAUCCCACAACCGCUUUGAACACUCGAUUGGAGUGGCGCAUUUAGCUGGUGAGCUUGCAAAAGCUCUGAAGAUGAAGCAGGAGAAGCAGAUCGAGCAGUUGGAGGAGUUGAAGAAGUUGAAGCUGCUGAUGGAGUUGACGCCGGAGGAGUUGAAGUUGAAGGAGUUGAAGCAUGAUGAUUUGAGGAUGUUGAAGAAGUUGGAGAAGUUGGAUGAUAAGGAGUUGGAGGAGUUGAAAAAUUUGAAGACUGAGGAAUUUGAGAAGUUAAACAAGUUUAAGAAGUUGAGGCCAGAGGAUGUGGAGAAGUUUGAGAAGUUGAGGGAGUUUAAGCCUAAUGAGUUGGAGAAGUUGAAGGAAUCACUCAUCAGUGACCGAGAUGUCCUCUGUGUGCAGAUUGCAGGUCUUUGUCAUGACCUAGGACACGGGCCCUAUUCUCAUUUUUAUGACGGGAUGUUUAUGGAAGCAAUCAGAGACAAAAAAGGCAAAGAAUUCAAUGGGAAAUGGGAGCAUGAGGAUGCCUCUAUUGAAAUGUUUAAUCACCUAUUGGACAACACAGAUGGCCUGAAGGACAUGAUGAGGAAGUCUGGACUGAAAAUAGAAGGCGACGAUAAAACUGACCUGAAGUUCAUUGAGGAACUGAUCAGAGGACCUCCGAGGUGGCCGUAUAAAGGUCGAGAUGAGAAAAAAUCCUUUCUCUAUGAAAUUGUGUCAAACAAGGAAACCGGGAUUGAUGUUGACAAGUUUGACUACUUUGCCAGGGACUGCAAACAGCUGGGCAUUCCCAACAGCUUUGACCAUCAGCGCUUCAUCAUGUUUGCCAGGGUGUGUGAUGUGGAGGAGGAUGGGCGGAAACACAUUUGCUCUAGAGACAAGGAAAUAGAAAAUCUGUAUGACAUAUUCCACACAAGGCUGUCUAUCCACAGAAGAGCCUGCCAGCACAAGAUAAAAAUGGCUGUAGAAAUUAUGAUCAAAGAUGCCCUCUUACUAGUAGAUGACCACCCAGACUUCAAAAUUAAAAGUUCAAAAGGGAAAAUGCUUUCUCUCUCUGAAGCCAAAGAUGAUAUGGAGGCUUACAUAAAGCUGACAGAUCAUGUGAUUGAAAGAAUACUCCACCCCAAGGAAGAAAGGAAGGAAGAAGAAAAAUUGAAGGAGGCAACAAAGAUUCUACAGAGGGUCGUGAAACGGGACCUGUACCGCUGUGUGGGUCAAGCCAGGAAAAAAGAAGGAAGAGAAAAAUGGAAGGAAUUCAAGGAAAAUUUGAGAGAAGAACUGUGUAAACAGUUUCCUGAGUGUGGGAAAAAAGAUUUUGAAGUUAUUGAUGUCCCUUUUGACUAUGGGAUGAAAAGCAAGGACCCCCUCAGAAAAGCAUAUUUCUAUCGCAAGGAUAACCCAGAUAAAGGAGAACCAAUCCCCAAAUCAAAGGUGUCCAGGCUUCUCGUUGAUUGUUUUUCUGAUGAGAUGUUUCGGGUUUACUGGAAGAACCAUGAAAACCUAGAAGGGGAAGAGAGAGACGAGAAAGAAAAGGAAAUCAAAGAAGUCUUCAAGAAAUGGUGCAAGGACAAUGGCCUUGAGAUUGUAGAAGAGAGAUGAUGACCAUGACACCGACACCAGUGCUGCUGGUCAAGCAACUCCAGGAAAUGACCAGUUGAUCUGAACAUGUGAAAGAUUCAAAUAUCACGUUAUUGUGUGACUUUAGGGACUGUAGGGAUUUUUAUAUUUUUAAUAUUAAGCUGGUUUGAAUGAAUUAAUGUAGUUUGGGUAUUUUAAAUGUUAAAUUCCAUUAUUUCAUUUAAAUCUUAACUAUAUGAUUUAGUCCAGAUAUUAAAUGUUAUCAGAAUAUUAAAAAUCGAAUGACUUUUAAUCAGUUUUUUGUCAGUGAUACAAACUGAUACAAACUACUUCCUUCAACAUGUAUUAAUAUGAAAUAAGCUCUUGAUAAACUAAAAUUAAUCAUUUAUUUUACUGUUUCGACUACAUAUUGCACAUUUUCACAAGAAUCAAACUAAAUAGAUCACCUGGUUUCAAUACAUGCAGUUUUGUUCUGAAUUACUCAUUGUGUGGAAAUUCAUUAUUUAUAUCAGGUCAUCGCUAAAUUGAAUCUACAAAAGGUUUGAAUCUUUCAGCUUUUUUCUUGUUCCAAUUUGUUUCCUGCUGAUUUCUCGUAAAUUCAAAAUAAAGCUCUUUUUCUCUUGUG